CACAAAGCAGGGUAAUAGCCAGCACAACACAAUGGCUUCUAAUAUCCAAACUCUGCUUGUGCUUGUUCUGGCAACAUUGGGAACAUUUAUGAUCCCUUCCAAUGCACAGCUUACUCCUAAUUUCUAUAAGAAAGUUUGUCCCCAGGCAUUGCCAAUCAUAAGGUCUGUCGUUCACCGAGCAAUUAUUCGUGAACGACGCAUUGGAGCCUCCUUGCUGCGUUUGCAUUUCCAUGACUGCUUUGUUAAUGGUUGUGAUGGAUCAGUUCUACUGGAUGACACGCACAACUUCACUGGCGAGAAAACAGCCCUACCUAAUCUGAAUUCAAUAAGAGGUUUGGAAGUGGUUGAUGAGAUUAAGGCAGCGGUUGACAAAGCUUGCAACCGUCCUGCUGUAUCAUGUGCAGAUAUCUUAGCUAUAGCUGCUCGUGAUUCUGUGGCCAUAUUAGGGGGUCCACACCUAUGGUACGGCGUAUUACUAGGCAGAAGAGACGCGAGAACAGCAAGCAAGGAUGCUGCAAACGCCAAUCUCCCUCCUCCAUUUUUCAACUUCUCACAGCUUCUCUCCAACUUCAACUCUCACGGAUUAGACCUCAAAGAUCUUGUGGCACUCUCUGGUGGCCACACCAUAGGGUUUGCAAGGUGCACUACCUUCAGGGACCGCAUCUACAACGACACCAUGGCCAACAUAAACCCUACUUUUGCAGCCUCUUUGAGGAAAACAUGCCCUAGAGUUGGCGGUGACAACAACUUGGCACCGUUGGAUCCAACUCCUGCAACGGUUGACACUUCAUACUUCAAGGAAUUGCUGUGCAAAAAGGGUCUCCUUCAUUCGGAUCAAGAACUCUACAAGGGAAAUGGCAGUGAAAGUGACAAGUUGGUGGAGCUUUAUAGCAGGAACCCUUUUGCAUUUGCUAGAGAUUUCAAGGCUUCUAUGAUCAAGAUGGGUAACAUGAAGCCUCUCACAGGGAACAAAGGAGAGAUCAGACGCAACUGCAGAAGAGUUAAUUAAUUAAUGUUGUUGGGAUGGACCACAAUAAAGAUUGAAAAAUUAAGAGAUUAAGAGUAUUAUUAUUAUAUGUCAAGUGAAUCAAGCCAUGCUUGCCAUGUAUUAUUUUUUAACUGUGUGUGAUUGUUAUUUUAUAUUUUCUUGUACUAAAAUAUUAAUGUGUUAGGUUCAAAUAAUGUUGAACCAAAAGUUUCAAAAAGAAAUCAGCUAAAGAAUAAAGGUCACAUGUUAAUUAGA
Molecule: messenger RNA, 1243 nt
Organism: Glycine soja
Lineage: Eukaryota; Viridiplantae; Streptophyta; Magnoliopsida; Fabales; Fabaceae
Product: peroxidase 4-like
Exons: 3
Coding region: 32-1009 (325 amino acids)
Biological process (GO): hydrogen peroxide catabolic process; response to oxidative stress
Molecular function (GO): peroxidase activity; heme binding
Source: RefSeq, a predicted model, not a curated record